Molecule: messenger RNA, 1649 nt
Organism: Salarias fasciatus (jewelled blenny)
Lineage: Eukaryota; Metazoa; Chordata; Actinopteri; Blenniiformes; Blenniidae
Product: N-acetyltransferase 8
Exons: 2
Coding region: 134-808 (224 amino acids)
Molecular function (GO): N-acetyltransferase activity
Source: RefSeq, a predicted model, not a curated record
ACAUUGAAUCUACCAUGUGUUCGAGCUAGGGAAGUGUGUGUCACAUGAAAUGAGACGAUUGUGGCUUCAGGAAACUUUUUAAAGACGUUUCCCUGAAGCACGGACACAAAACAAAAACCCUGAGCUUUCAGCCAUGACCAACAUCCAGAUCCGGACGUUCCGGGAGGAGGACGCAGAGGUCGUGAAGGAGCUCUUCACCCUGGCGAUGAGCGAGCACGUGCCAUCAUCGUUCACGCACCUCCUGAAACAGCCGCCGACCCAGAUGCUUCUCAUGUGCGUGUUCUGCUCCCUCAUGGCCAGCUCCAAGUCCUUCCUCCUGCCCAUCCUGGCCGUCACGCUCCUCCUGGCCGGCGCUCGGCAGCUGGUCGUCUACAUGUUCAACAGUUACAUCGAGACGACCCUCAAGAAGGACCUCAACAACAUCAGCGACACCUACCUCAAACAGAAGGAUUCCUGCUUCUGGGUGGCUGAGAGCGACGGCCGGGUGGUCGGCACAGUGGCCUGCCUCCCCGCCGAGCUGUCGCCCGGGUGCUUGGAGCUGAAGCGCAUGUCGGUGCGCCGCAGCUACCGCGGGCUGGGCAUCGCGAAGGAUCUGUGUCGGACGGUGGCUAACUUCACCCGGGACAGGGGCUACCCGGCCGUCGUCCUGUACACCUCGGUGGUGCAGACGGAUGCUCAGAAGCUGUACGAGCACAUGGGCUACCAGAAGAUUCGAGAGUUCGUCGUUCCCGAAUUGAUUGCCAAAAUAGUGAACUUCACGCUGCUCGAGUACAGACUGGAUUUACAGCAGGACGGGAAGAAGAACUGAACUGGACAUUAAACUUGUGUCACACUUCAUAAUGGCAGCAACAUCUUUGUCUCGAUUUUAUGAACUCAUUUGUUCGUGUCAUGCCAGUACGGUGCGGGGUCAGGGGUGUUUUCUCUUGCUGCAGCAGACACACACAGGGCAGGACAUUCUUCAUGCUUUUAUUAGCGCUUCUUAAGCUGCUGUUGCAGUGGGAUGUUAUGACAGAAUAAAUAGUGAUGAUAGUAGGUUUGUGUGACUAGAGCUUCUCCCAUUGAAUACAUUUAAAUUAAUAAGCGCUGUUAAUUUUGUAUUAUGUCUUUUUCUGUCUGUGAUAGCAUUUGCUUGAUUCCAUAUUUUAGGGUGUGUUUGGACUCAGAUUUAUUCUACUGGUGAGAUGACUGAAUUACUGCAGCGUCAUCUGAGUGCUGAAUCUCUUUGAAGCAUCAGGUUCCUCUUCAUCCUGCCAUGGUUAUUAUACCUGCUUAAUGUUUUGCAUUUAGUAGAUUUAUAUGUCAACCUGUUCUGAUGAUUGUUUCGAGCCUUGAGCUGGUACUUCAGGCAUCUUUUUCAUACCUUACUGAGUGACCCGCAGUUAGCAUUUAGGGUUAAUUCAGCAGUUAAUGUAACCGUGGUCUGGUGAUUGAAGUCCUGUUUAGCAGAUAUGGUAUAAAUGAGCAGUUUCCUCGUGUGAACACUAAACUACUUUAAUAAGUCUAGCACUACACUGGUCUUUUCAUUGACACUACAUGCAGUUAACUCCUGACUCCAUUUGGCUUUUGGGAAUCAUUCCCCCCAAAGGUUUGCUUUACUGUCCCACAACAACUCUAUGUCCAAUGGCUCUCUUCAAUAAAGACAUGAAACA